This is a messenger RNA of Scheffersomyces stipitis CBS 6054, 3382 nucleotides long. RefSeq lists its product as uncharacterized. Bases 1 to 3345 code for a protein of 1114 amino acids. Lineage: Eukaryota; Fungi; Ascomycota; Pichiomycetes; Serinales; Debaryomycetaceae. The record is from RefSeq and is a predicted model, not a curated record. The transcript has a single exon.
AUGAGCAGGAACGGUUUAGAUGACCGUGUGAAUAGAUUGUACUCGUUGAGCAGACGAUGGUAUCCAGAAUUGAAGAAAGACUUCUCCAAUACACUCAUCAACAAUGUACACUCUGAGCUCUACGAUCUGGAGAAUCUGUACUUGCCCCAGACUUCAUGUCUUGAAGUAUUGUUAGAAACAAAAUACUUCGAGAAAGUGCUAUGGGCGAACUUUAAUGAAGAUGUCACAACGACCCACAUUGAACAAAUUUUGCAUUUGGACUGGCUCUCGACCUAUUUUGAAUAUGAGAAGUUUCGUCACAAUUCAAUCUCUAGUAUGUUGAGGAGCGAAGACAACAUCAACUUUAUCAUUAGAAUCUUGGAAAUUACCUUCAAACUCACAGCAUCUACCAAUUAUAGACUCAAUUCCCUCGUAUUGCGGUUUUUCAGUAUCUCCAAACCCCUUCCUCUGUGUUUGGAUGAGAUAACAGAUAUAAUCAUAUGGAAUAAUGUACCUAGUCUAACGUCGAAUCUCGCCAGCCCCUACAAAGAACGCUUAAAAGAAGCAGUUGUUAAAUUUGAAAAGAUAGAAGAUGCUUCUCAAAGAAGAAUAUCAACGCUCACAAACAAAUGGCUCUUUAAUUUAUUGCAUGAUACAGCUAGACAACACAUACUAAUAUCCACCAAAUCGUCCAUUCCUCCAUUUUACUUCGAGUAUCUAAAUGAACUUUUAAAUUUCUUAGCUUUUCUCGUUUUUAACUAUCCGGAGAAAGCAGAUGAAUUUAUUUUACAGUCCAACAUAGUCUCUAUUGUUUCAUUCAAUUCGUCCCUCAAGAAUCUGCUAGAACAAGUGAAGCAGAAAUUUCUUUCCCAUUUUGCUACAAAGCAGAGUAGCUUCGAGAUACUACAACAUUUAAUUUACAAUAGAACUAAGGUUGUUGUAGAUGUUGAUAUUGCUGUUCCACAUAACAUAGCUAUAGAUGAGAUUUCAAAGCAUUUACAGAAUUUUAGUAUUCUAGAUUUAGCAUCAUUGGCUAGUGAUUUCAGAUCAAUUAAGGAUCCAUUGGUUCUCUUUGGGUCUACAGAGUUGGAUGAUAAGAUGAAACUUAGUAUUUUAGUUCAAACAGUAUGUGAUGGAAUUGCUCAACCUAAUGAAUCUAUCUCAAAAUUUAUUUCUAAGUUGGAUGAAUACGACUUGAUGGACAAUCCAAAGUUUUCGUACCCUCGAGGAUGUAUUUCUUCCAUUCUCAGUCCAUACAGAUAUCCAUUUGCGAAUAAAAAUAAUUCGUCUUUCACAAUUAAGAAUCUUCAGGAAGAGUUUCAAAUUUAUCUUCAUCAACAUAUUUCAGGAGUAUUGGAAAGGCUACGGAUUGAUCCAAAAAGUGGCAUUCAAGGCAAGAGCAAAUAUUUCCACAAAGUUGAAUCACUUGAGAAUGUUAAUGGAAGUACAUUUUCUAUGAAAACCAAAUCAAUUGUCCCUGCAUCAAUACAGUUUAUCGUCUUGGUAGAGAUGUUAAAACCAGUACAGUAUUCUAAACAGAAGCGUAUGAAGGAAUUUGGAGUUAAUGUGAUUAGAAUCGUACAAAUCAGUUCGAAUUCUGUGGAUGGAAAAGAUGCCACUUUCAAGUUCACUUUUAAUGAAGAAAUUCAGUCAUUUUCAAGUAGAAUAAAUCAUUUUAUUUCUGUUCCGUUUUCGGUGCCGGGAAGUUCACUCCUUGCACUUUCAGACAGUAAAGCUGUUCCAAUACAAAAAAAGAAUGAAUCAAUAUCUCCAGUAGACUACCAAACUCCAUUGGGAAUCUCCAUUUUGUCUGAAACAAAGAGUGAAAAUGGUAAAGACCGAUCGCAUGAGAACGAAUUAUGGGAAGUUGAAAGAAAUGGAGACAUAUUGAGCAGUUAUCAAAGAGAUAUUAUGGCAAAUAUUAUUAAAGGACAUGGCAAAGCGUUCAGGUUUGAGAAAGGGUGUGGCAUGAAAAAGUUGAUUUCACUAAUCUUGACUCUGAAUCUUAGUAAUUCCCGAUGUCUUGUCAUAGUACCCAGCAGAAAUUACUCAAGACAAAUUCCUGCUUCUAUUUUAGAAAAUCGAGUCUCAUACUUGAGAUACGGUAGCGAACAGGACAUUCGGUCUCUCAGCAAUUUUGUCAAGGAAACAUAUAAAGCGACGAUCGGUUUAAUAGGCGAGAAAUGCGAAGUGGAAGAGAAUGAGCUGGUAUCCAUUGCUGGUAUUUACAAGUUCGAACAACGUCUUAAAUUGGAGUGGUCUAAGAUUGCGAACUCUUUAUCUCUAGGAGUAGAGACAAAAAAUGAAUUGAAGAGCGCCUUCGCUUUCUUUAGUGGCGCUGAUUCACCAGUGCCACAAUCGGUGAACUUCAAGAUGGUAUUCAAGGCAUAUAAGAAACGCCGAUAUGCCUUAGCACUUGCUGCUACAUUAAUUCCGAUUAUUGAAUUGCAUAGCAAGGGGAGAAACGAUGACGUAUGGAACCUUUUGUUUCGCAAGUUCAGUUCUAUCAUUGCUUAUGAAGACUAUUUGAACUUAUUACAAAACAAUUCUCAUCAUAAUAUGAACAAUUUCGAUAAUAUAAUUGUCGUCAACGGAUGGCCGGGAGCAGCAUUAGUGGCGGGUUUGAAAAAUACCCAUACAAGGAAAGUAGUUGAAAUUGGUGCUAGACAUGUGCUCAGUUCGACUAAAUUAGGCGAGCAGGAACCAGUAUUGUUUCAGUGGAGGCCAGAAUUUAUACCAAUCUCUAAACAGAAUCUCAAACUCGUUAACAAGAAGAUUAGAAAUUUCAACCCUGGUUUGAAGCAUGUCUUUCAAGUUAUAUAUACCGAGGAUCAAGUCGAUAGCAUGGAGUAUAGUGUAUUGUUGUAUCAAUACUUAAGACUUCUCGGAUAUCCGUCAUCAAAGAUAUGCAUUUCUGUCGGUUCUCUUUUGCAUAGAGCACUCUUAGAGGAAGUCUUGAGUAAGCAUUGUACAAAGAUUAGCAAAGAUAAGUCUAUCAAGUCAGCCAAUGAAAGUAGUGAUGAUCCAAAAGAUUUCCAAUUCGGAUGGCCCGACAUCUUAAUUUAUGAUGAUCCAGAUUACUACUUUGAUACUUAUGAAUAUGGUAUCAUUUCAGCAGUCAGUCAGACUGCAAACAGGUUGGAAGUCAUUAGUUUACCAGGAAGAUUUGGCAAUUACAUUAUUGGACUGCAAAUAUAUUCACAUGAGUUCGAGCUUCCUGAGGUGGCUGAUCUUGAAGUUGUUGUAGGAGAGAACUACAAUACUGAAGUGCGGAAGCAGUCGCAGCUGUAUCCUAUCGAAAGCAAAGACCAUUUUGAACAGUACAUUCACAACAUGACAAAGGUAAGGCUCGGGCACAAGAAGUAGCAUACAUAAUAGAACUAAUAGAAUAAAAUACCAUUUU